Oreochromis niloticus (Nile tilapia) is the source of this 5451-nucleotide messenger RNA. RefSeq names its product C-type lectin domain containing 16A (gene clec16a). The record is from RefSeq and is a predicted model, not a curated record. Gene Ontology annotation, biological process: vacuolar transport; regulation of autophagosome maturation; endosomal transport. The coding region runs from base 166 to 3579 and encodes 1137 amino acids. Gene Ontology annotation, cellular component: late endosome; Golgi apparatus. Lineage: Eukaryota; Metazoa; Chordata; Actinopteri; Cichliformes; Cichlidae. The transcript has 24 exons.
ACGCUAUUACGUAAUGACCCCGCAGUGGCUGCCAUCACCGCCUAUCACCCCCUGUUUGCUAAGCAGCUAGCCGAACGGGAAAGUGGGUGUAAUGGAUAGAUACGAACACUAACACUAGCAAAACAAGGCGCCCGGCAAAAUUGCAGCCCGAUUAAAACCGCAACCAUGUUUGGCCGGUCACGGAGCUGGGUUGGAGGACAGGGGAAAGCGAAAAAUAUCCACUCCCUGGACCAUUUGAAGUAUAUGUACCACGUCUUGACAAAAAACACAACAGUAACAGAUCACAACAGGAACCUUCUGGUGGAGACCAUCCGCUCGAUCACAGAGAUCCUCAUCUGGGGGGACCAGAAUGACAGCUCUGUGUUUGAUUUCUUCCUGGAGAAGAACAUGUUUGCCUUCUUCUUGAACAUCCUCCGUCAGAAGUCUGGACGUUAUGUGUGUGUCCAGCUCCUCCAGACCCUCAAUAUACUUUUUGAAAACAUUAGUCAUGAGACUUCCCUAUAUUAUCUCUUAUCAAACAACCACGUCAACUCCAUUAUUGUCCACAAGUUUGACUUCUCGGAUGAGGAGAUCAUGGCUUAUUAUAUCUCCUUCCUUAAGACCCUGUCACUCAAACUUAACAACCACACCGUGCACUUCUUCUAUAAUGAGCACACUAAUGACUUUGCCCUGUACACCGAGGCCAUUAAGUUUUUCAACCACCCUGAAAGCAUGGUCCGCAUCGCAGUCCGAACCAUCACACUCAACGUCUACAAAGUUUCAUUGGACAACCAGCACAUGCUGCACUACAUUCGAGAUAAGACAGCGGUCCCAUAUUUCAGUAACUUGGUCUGGUUUAUCGGCAGUCACGUCAUCGAACUAGACAAGUGUGUACAGACAGAUGAAGAACAUAAAAACAGGGGGAAGCUAAGUGACCUGGUAGCAGAGCACCUUGACCACCUCCACUACCUAAAUGAUAUCCUCAUCAUCAACUGUGAAUUCCUUAAUGAUGUUUUAACCGACCACCUCCUCAACCGUCUCUUUCUGCCACUCUAUGUUUACUCUUUGGUCAGUCCUGAGACGUCUGAAGAGCGGAAGAUCAACCCUCAGGUGUCCCUCUAUCUGUUGUCUCAAGUGUUUCUAAUCAUCCACUAUCAGCCACUGGUAAAUGCCCUUGCAGAUGUUAUUUUCAACGGAGAUCUGUCUGUAUUCACCACACCGACAGAUAUUCACAGCACGCACAAGAGCACGGCAAGUGCGGGAGGUAUGCGCCGCUUCAUCAAGCCUCCGGAGUCUCUGGAGCGCUCACUGGAGCUGUCCCGCCAUCGUGGCCGCAAAAGAACACAGAAGAGGCCAAACUACAAGAACCUGGGCGAGGAGGAAGAUGAUGAAAGGGCUGGGGGCGGAAGCAGCAGUGCAGGAGGAGGACUAGAAGAGGGCUGGGAUGAUGACAGUGGCAGAGGAGAGAGGGAAAAGGGAAAAGGUACAGAGGGAAUAGGAGCAGGUGGGAGUUCUAAGGGAAGCAGAGCGAGUGGGGAGACGGCGGAAGAGAUAGAGAUGGUGGUGAUGGAGAAGUGUAAGGUGCCAGAGCUGACAGAGCAGAACAUCACUGAUGAGGAGAAGACAGCUGCAGCUACUCGCACACACACACAGAGGAGCAGGCCGUUCUUAGACAUGGUGUACAGUGCCCUUGACUGCACCAGUGACGACUACCACGCGCUGUUUGUCCUCUGCCUGCUUUACGCUGUCUCACACAGCAAAGGUAUCAACCUUGAUCUUCUGGAGCGUCUGCAGUUGCCAGUUCCAGACCAGGAGAGGAGUUCUUACAGCGUGGUCCUCGUAGAAAGACUUAUUAGAGUUAUGAGCCAAGCUGCACUGCCAGAUGGUAAAGUGCGUCUAGCUACCCUCGAGCUGAGCUGCCUUUUGUUAAAGCAGUCUGUAUUGUCUGGGAGCAACUGUAUUAUCAAAGACGUUCAUCUGGCCUGCCUGGAGGGUGCCAGAGAGGAGAGUCUGCAUUUACUGCGACAAUUCUACAAGGGCGAAGAAAUCUUUCUGGACAUGUUUGAGGACGAAUACAGGAGCAUGACGAGUAAGCCACUGAAUGUGGAGUAUCUAAUGAUGGAUGCCUCAAUACUGCUGCCACCCACUGGCACUCCUCUGACCGGUAUUGACUUUGUGAAGAGACUUCCGUGUGGAGACGUGGAGAAGACACGCAGGGCGAUUCGAGUUUUCUUCAUGUUGCGGUCCUUAUCACUUCAGCUUCAGGGAGAACCCGAGACACAGCUCCCUCUGACCAGACCUGAAGAUCUGAUCAAGACAGACGAUGUCUUAGACCUCAAUAACAGUGACCUGAUAGCCUGUAUGGUGGUCAGUAAAGAUGGGGGACAGGCCCAGAGAUUCCUCGCUGUAGAUGUGUACCAGAUGAGUCUGGUGGAACCAGAAAGCAAGCGUCUUGGAUGGGGUGUCGUCAAAUUUGCCGGCCUCUUGCAAGACAUGCAGGUAUCCGGCGUUGAGGACGACAGCAGAGCGUUAAACAUCGUCAUUCAUAAACCCAGCUCCAACCCCCACGCCAAGCCCCUGCCCAUUCUGCAGGCCAACUUCAUCUUUGCAGACCACAUUCGCUGCAUCAUCGCCAAACAGAGGCUAGCCAAAGGCCGUAUCCAGGCCCGGCGGAUGAAGAUGCAAAGGAUUGCUGCUUUGUUGGACCUCCCUGUGCAGCCCAGUGCAACAGAGGUGUUGGGUUUCACUCAGACUGCAAACACUUCAGCCAGCGGCCUACCUUUCCGGUUCUACGAGCAGUCUAGGCGGGCACCAAAUGAUCCCACGGCAAAUAGAUCAGUUUUUGCCUCUGUCGAUAAAGUACCAGGGUUUGCAGUGGCUCAUUGCGUGCCCCAGCACACUCCCUCACCCCUCUCCUCACCCUCACCUCCCUCCAGUGGAAGCGGGAGCACGGGGCGAUGCGACUCUGUUACUGCAAGCACGACAUCAGCUCAGAGCCCUGCAGAUGAUGGUAUACUUUUGGAGCACACUCCGCCCUCGUCCUCAGGUGGAGAAGGUGAAGGAGGAGGUGGAGAAGUAACAUUAGUCUCCUCUGCUCCCUCAACCCCAGCUCCAGCUCCAGCCCUGGCCCCGAGCCUCACCCCAGCCUCCCAGCCCACUAUCUCACUCCUUACCGACAACAGCGCAGACACCCUGAGCGUGGAGUCACUCACCCUGCUGCCGCCUGCCGACCCACCUCGCCUGCACCUGUGCACCGGCCACGUCACAGCGGCUCAGUCCCUACAGAGACCAGAUGCCUCUAUCGCAGAGGAGGAGGAGGAGGAGGAGGGGGACGCCGAGUUGGUUAGGAAAGACGAGGAGGACGGCUCGCCGAUAGAUGAGACUGAAACAGAUGCAACGGUAAAAGAGGAAACCACUGAGACGACUGAGACGGUCACACCCACAGAUGAGGUUCUAGAGAGAACAGAUGAAAUACAAGGUGAAGGCACACCUAAAGAGCUUAAUGGGGACCUCGAGCAAGAAAGAGAAGGCGUGACAGCUGCAGAAUCUGAUAAUGCAGAGUUAGACACUGAAACACCAGACUCACCUGAGCUGGAUUAAGGAACAUGCAGUACUCGUGCAGUCACCAGUGUGAUAGGUAACAUACCAAGCUCAUGAUGGAAACUGUAGGUUAGAAAGUGAUGUGAAUAGUCCAAGAGGCUUUCGGAGGCAUCUCAACAUUUUGUAUUUGCACAUGAAGAAAGACUCAAAACAGGCACUGGUCAACGAGGGCUCAAAGCACAUCUGGCUUUCUGUGCUUUCUAAGCUCGUGUUUUUCUCUUCUUUUUUUUUUCUUUUUUUGGCACAUGUGUGUCGAGGCGCGCAACCAGCAACGUUUUUUACUCAUUCUGAUUGUGUAUGAGCUCAAACACACACCACACACUACUGCUGCGAGCUGCACUUUUCGAAGACCUAUUUUUGUGUCAUAUUUUCACAUACCGGGUCACCACAUGCUUUUCGGUGGUGUUCACGACUAUGCUAAACACAGAACACCACUGCAUGUCAGAUGGGUUAGCAGUUUCUGUUACCCUGCAACUGCUGCUGGGUUGGGUGGGGCGUGUUUGUAGGUUUUACAUAUUUUUCCAUUUAGUGAGCAGCGCAUUUAAAAAUUUAUCAAGUCAGCUCUAGCAUAAGCUAGGAGGGAGCAGGUCUCAAAUUGUAAAUGUUCAUCAUCUCAUCUAAUUCAUAAAGCUGAAUAACCAAUUGGUGCCAUGACUAACCAAAAGAAUUAAUGGGAAAUCUGAUCGGAAUCGCUCAAGGGCUGUAAAAUAACUGGAACAGUACUGCUCAGGUCUGUUCAUUCAGUUAUUCAUUCACUCUGAGAGUCUGUAGGGACACAGGUUGCUAACUGAGAAGCUAUUUAUUGUUUAUUUUAGAAAAGUAAAAGUUGGUUUGUUGAAUUAAACUCACAGGUUAAUGUUAGUGAUGUUGGAUGUUCAAGUCUGCACAAAACAACACUUGGGUUGAAUGUAUCUGCUGGUUUCCUCCUGACACGCUAACAUGAGCUCAUUCUCCAUGGAUCUGGCUUUGGCUAGAUAAAUGCUUUCACACCUUAAUUCGAAAAAGAGUUUAUUUAAAAAAAAAAAGAGCUUACUGCCUCCAAAAAUUGCUAAAACACAGUAUUUGGAUUUUUUCGUUAUUCUUGUGGCAUUACAGUUACAUUUUUUCAGGAACAAGUCAUAGCUCUCACAUGAGUGUCACGGGGGGAAACCCUCACAUGCUCCUCUUCUUUUUCCUUUUUCUUUUAAUCAGAUGAAUGAAGCUUUACUACUGCAAUAAUCUUAAGAGCUAACCAACGAGGGGAGAAAUGAAUGUAAUGGGUAACCUGUCUCUCCAAACAGCAGUGUUUGAUCAAUUUGAAUGAAACUGGUGUGUUUUAACUUGAAUUUAUGACUUGAUUUGUAAAUUAUAGGAUUAAAGCACACUCUUCAGUCCAUCUAUUCCCAUAAUUUCCUGCCAUUCACCUCCUCCUCGCUCACACACCAUCUUUUUCUGUGCCAUCCUCACGCAGCUGAAGUCUUAAUGCUCGGAACAUUCUUAUUUUUUUAACUGUACAGUCCUCAACAAGUUUCUAAAAUGAGAACUUCGGAGCAAUACGGUCUCUUAUUAUUUCCAUCUUGCUACUGUAAAUAGCAGCCGAAUGAUAGUGAAGUUCACAGACAUGCUGAAGAGGCUUGGCACAGUUUGGAGAGUUGAUAAGAGGCUUUGCAGGGAGCAUAUUUUCAUGUUCCCUGCAACCACUACCAAUCUCUACCAAAACAUGCAGUCACAAGCUUCCAUAAGUCUCUGAUUGUAGAGUGUAUGUGUGUGUGUGUGUGUGAGAAGUUUGUAUGCUCUGUAAAUGCUAUGAGCUUUUAAACCUGUAAUUAUUGUUAAUUAACUGAAACAGAUGACUAAAUAAAGAAAUGCAAUAAAUUAUUCUACUUAACAACA